Dovyalis caffra is the source of this 164-nucleotide messenger RNA. NCBI's taxonomy places the organism in Eukaryota, Viridiplantae, Streptophyta, Magnoliopsida, Malpighiales, Salicaceae. The record is from the annotation of a GenBank genome assembly.
AUGCCGUUACCUUUUACCACCAGUAGCUACCUCUCUAGUACCCUCUAUCGUUGUCAAGACGCCACCAUCAUCUCCCUCACCCAAACCUGUAACCCGCUACAAUUCUCCCAAAACUCUGCACCCACCACCAAUCUCCACACCUUGAAACCACUUAAAGUUCUUGG